UCCAGUUCCAAAAUGGCCGCGUUGUUGUUUUGAUGAAUAAUACUUUGUGUUUGUUUCAUUCUUUACUGGAUCGAAAAGAAAAAUCCGUAAAACGGAGCAAUAUACAAUUACAGUUCCUUUAUAUUUAAACAUACAUAUAGUAAGAUAAAAAAAGGCAUUCGUCAAUUUGAAAUACUUGUAAGACUAUGCACUUUUGGUCAUAUUAGCUAGCUAGCUAGAUCAAUUGGAAGAGAAGGAUACCGAUAAGAGUGAGAUUAAAAUUACAAGGAAAGCUAUGGAGGAACUUAGUGCCGAUGAGAUCCGCAGAAGGCGAUUGGCCCGGCUGGCGGGCGGACAGACGUCACAGCCCACCACGCCCCUCAGCACCCCCCUAACGUCCCCGCAGAGAGAGACCCCGCCUGGCCCUCCGCCCGGACCCUCGGGAGUCCCUCCGCACCCCCCGGCCCACGCCCCCUCCCACAGCCUGGGGCUCAGUGUCCACAGCGGCACCCCGGCCACCUCCCCCAUCGGGGCCUCAGGGGUGGCGUAUCGGAGCCAGAGCAGCGAGGGGGUCAGCUCCCUGUCCAGCUCUCCCUCAAACAGCCUAGAGACCCAGUCCCAGAGCCUGUCCCGGUCGCAGAGCAUGGACAUCGACACGGCAUCCUGUGAAAAGAGCAGCAUGUCCCAGGUGGAUGUGGACUCAGGAAUAGAGAACAUGGAGGUGGAGGAGAACGAUCGCAGGGAGAAGAGGAACCCGGCCGACAAGGACUCCUCCGGUCAGGACGUGUCCGAGGAGCAGGCCCUGCAGCUCAUCUGCAAGAUCCUCCGCGUCUCCUGGAAGGAGCGGGACCGCGACGUCAUCUUCCUCCCCUCCCUCGCCACCGAGUUCCACCAGCACCCCAAAGAAGUCUAUGCGGAUUUCAAGGACUUGAUUGGCCAGAUUCUGAUGGAGGUUCUCAUGAUGUCCACCCAGUCGCGGGAUGAUAACCCCUUCGCCAGCCUGACCGCCACGUCUCAGCCAAUCGCAGCUGCCAAAUCUCCUGACCGCCAUCUGACAUUAGUCCCGCCCUCCAGCCAGGGGAGCAGCCCUAUGUUUGCCUGCGGCGGCUCCUUCGGUGCCAGCUCUCUGUCAAGCCUGGGGGCGUCUGGAGGGGGCGCUGUCUCCGAUUCGGGCAGCGACCGUUUCACCAUCGAAACGUGCAAGGAGACGGAGAUGCUGAACUACCUCAUCGAGCGGUUUGACAGGGUGGGCAUGGAGGAGAGGAAGGCUCCCAAGAUGUGCAGUCAGCCCUGUGUCAGCCAGUUGCUCAGCAACAUUCGCUCACAGUGUAUUUCCCAUGCUGCCCUGGUCCUGCAGGGCACCCUCACGCAGCCCAGGUCCCUGCUGCAGCAGUCUCUGCUGGUGCCCUACAUGCUGUGCAGGAACCUGCCGUACGGCUUCAUCCAGGAGCUGGUGCGCAUGACUCACCAGGAGGAAGAGGUGUUCAAGCAGAUCUUCAUUCCUAUUCUUCAAGGGCUGGCUCAGGCCGUGAAAGAGUGUUCCUUCGACAGUGACAAUUUCAAAUAUCCCUUGAUGGCUUUAGCGGAGCUGUGUGAGAUAAAGUAUGGAAAGACGCACCCAGUGUGCAAUUUGGUGACCUCUCUGCCCCUGUGGUGUCCGGAGCCCCUGAGCCCCGGCACAGGCCGGGAGGUGCAGAGGCUGUCCUUCCUGGGAGCCUUCUUCAGCCUGUCCGUCUUCGCUGAGGACGAUACCAAAGUGGGAGAUAAGUACUUCUCCGGCCCGGCGAUCACCCUGGAGAACACGCGUGUGGUGAGCCAGUCCCUGCAGCACUACCUGGAGUCCGCCCGGGGCGACCUUUUUAAAAUCCUCCACAAUAUCCUGCUGAACGGAGAGACUAGAGAGGCGGCUCUCAACUACAUGGCGGCGCUCGUCAACCGAAACGUGAAGAAGGCCCAGAUGCAGACGGAUGACAAGUUGGUGUCUACGGACGGCUUCAUGCUGAACUUCCUGUGGGUGCUGCAGCAGCUGAGCAUGAAGAUCAAGCUGGAGACGGUGGACCCCUUCUACAUCUUCCACCCCAAGUGCCGUCUGAGCGUGAGCAGCGAGGAGACGCGGCUGAAGGCCACCAUGGAGGAGCUGAAGGGCUGGCUGCUCGAGCUGCACGAGGACCCGUCGAAGUUCUCGGAGCCCAAGUUCCCCACGGAGUGCUUCUUCCUCACGCUGCACGCCCACCACCUGUCCAUCCUGCCCGGGUGCCGGCGCUACAUCCGCAGACUGCGCGCCAUCCGCGAGCUCAACAGGACGGUGGAGGAGCUGAAGAACAGCGAGAGCCAGUGGAAAGACUCCCCCCUCGCCCCCCGACACAGAGAAAUGCUCAAAAGGUGCAAGACCCAGCUGAAGAAACUGGUGCGCUGCAAGGCCUGCGCAGACGCGGGGCUGCUGGACGAGAACCUGCUGCGCAGAUGCCUGCAGUUCUACAGCAUGGUGAUCCAGCUGAUCCUGCGCAUCGUGGACCCCGCAUACCCACACAUGACUUUACCCCUGAACCCAGAGAUCCCCAAAAGCUUUGCAGCGCUCCCUGAGUUUUACAUUGAAGACGUUGCUGAGUUCCUGCUUUUUAUUGUACAGUAUUCCCCGCAGGUCCUGUACGAGCCCUGCACUCAGGACAUCGUCACCUUCCUCGUGGUCUUCAUCUGUAGCCAGAACUACAUCCGUAACCCCUACCUGAUCGCCAAGCUGGUGGAGGUGCUGUUCGUCACCAACCCCGCCGUGCAGCCCCGCACCCAACGCUUCUCCGAAAUGAUGGAGAACCACCCGCUGGCCGUCAAACAGCUGGUCCCCGCCCUCAUGAAGUUCUACACGGAUGUGGAGCACACCGGCGCCACGAGCGAGUUCUACGACAAGUUCACCAUCCGUUACCACAUCAGCACCAUCUUCAAGAGCCUGUGGCAGAACAUCGGCCAUCACGGCACUUUCCUGGAGGAGUUCAACUCUGGGAAGCAGUUUGUGCGCUACAUAAACAUGCUGAUCAACGACACCACUUUCCUGCUGGACGAGAGCCUGGAGUCGCUGAAACGCAUCCACGAGGUUCAGGAGGAGAUGAAGAACAAGGAGCAGUGGGAUCAGCUGCCCAGGGAGCAGCAGCAGAGCAGACAGUCGCAGCUGACGCAGGACGAGCGGGUGUCGCGCUCCUACCUGGCUCUGGCCACCGAGACGGUGGACAUGUUCCACAUCCUCACCAAGCAGGUGCAGAAGCCCUUCCUGCGGCCGGAGCUGGGUCCUCGUCUGGCUGCCAUGCUCAACUUCAACCUCCAGCAGCUGUGCGGACCCAAGUGCCGGGACCUGAAGGUGGAGAACCCUGAGAAGUACGGCUUCGAGCCAAAGAAGCUGCUGGAUCAGCUGACCGACAUAUACCUGCAGCUGGACUGUGCCCGAUUCGCUAAGGCCAUUGCUGAUGACCAGCGCUCGUAUAGCCGCGAGCUCUUCGAAGAAGUCAUUUCCAAGAUGAGGAAAGCUGGCAUCAAAUCCACUAUUGCUAUUGAGAAGUUCAAGCUGCUUUCUGAGAAGGUUGAGGAGAUAGUCGCCAGAAACUCCCAGUCGGAAAUCGACUACAGCGAUGCUCCAGACGAGUUCAAAGAUCCUCUGAUGGACACCCUGAUGAGCGACCCUGUUCGCCUGCCUUCUGGGAACGUCAUGGACCGGGCCAUCAUCCUGCGCCACCUGCUCAACUCCCCCACCGACCCCUUCAACAGACAGCCCCUGACCGAGAACAUGCUGGAGUCAGUUCCAGAGCUGAAGGAGCGAAUCCAAGCUUGGAUGAGAGAGAAGCAGGGUGGGCGUUACCUUCAGUGAGUCACGCCCACUGCCAUCACUAAGGGACGACCUCACCGCACCUGGACACAUCAAUGUGAAGACAGAGGAAAAAGGCCUAAUUUGAUUCUUUGAUUUUGUUAUUUUUGCUGUAUUUUAUUAUUUUUUUGUAGGGCUGAGGCCUCAAUGACUGUCAGCUCUAAACGUAUUAAAAAUAAUAAAAAAUAGACUUUUAAAAGGU
Messenger RNA from Anguilla anguilla (European eel), 4031 nucleotides. RefSeq names its product ubiquitination factor E4B, UFD2 homolog (S. cerevisiae) (gene ube4b). The record is from RefSeq and is a predicted model, not a curated record. Gene Ontology annotation, biological process: protein polyubiquitination. NCBI's taxonomy places the organism in Eukaryota, Metazoa, Chordata, Actinopteri, Anguilliformes, Anguillidae. Gene Ontology annotation, cellular component: nucleus; cytoplasm; ubiquitin ligase complex. Gene Ontology annotation, molecular function: ubiquitin-ubiquitin ligase activity. The transcript has 27 exons. The coding region runs from base 275 to 3832 and encodes 1185 amino acids.